GUGUGUGUGAGAGAGAGAUUUCUGGGGGAGGAGGGGGUUUCACUUUCUAAUCUGGAGGUUGUUUCAGCUGUUGGGACCCUAUUGUGACAUCAGGCCUGAGCAUGCAAUGAUGUCGUCAGUAUUCAGCUGUGAGCAAUCUUGAGGCACUUCUGAAUCCAACAGAGGAGAAUUUUCCUCUCUCCUUCCCCUCAACACCAAAUGAACCAGUUGGGAAGUCACUGCUUCAGUGUGACUGAGGAGGCCUCAUUGCCUGAGAUCCAAGCGCCGCUUAUCCUUUCCCUAACAACACCUGAAGAUGGGACCUUUUUUCUUUCUGCUCUACGGAACAAAAAGCCAACAGAGCCCGUGACAACUCAGCCGACUCGGGUUGGCACGUCCACCGUCACAACAGUCAUACAGACCGGAGGAGAUUGGACCACUGGCCUCUUUGGUAUCUGCAGUGACAAGAGUGUUUGUGUCUGUGGGGCCUUGUGUAGCCCAUGUCUAGAAUGCGACCUUGCAAGGCACUAUGGGGAGUGCCUGUGUUUCCCAUUGCUGCCAGGUUCCACCUUAGCGUUGAGAGUCGGCGCCAGAGAGAAAUACAAGAUACGAGGAACCCUGUGUGAAGACUGGAUGGCAGUUCAUUGUUGCUGGCCUUUUGUUGUUUGCCAAGUGGCCCGAGAGCUGAAGAGGAGGGCUACGACCCAGAUCUAUGAAAUAAACACUGCUCCUACAGCUAAAGAUACCCUAGUUUAAAAAUUCCCAGCCAGAAAGCUUGACUCGUGAUACUUCCCCUCCUGCCAAUGUAAAAUACCUUAUUUUUAGAAAUAAAAUGCAUUUGUGUCUUACAGCAAAGGCUUUCUAAUACUCCUGCAAGGCUGUAUAUGUUAAACUGUGAUAUAACACCUAACCGCCUCAGCUGCAAAUUUCCACAGUGCAACCAUAUUAUGUGGUUCAAUGAUCUAGUGCCUGCUCUGAAGUAUGGCACUGUUGAUGACCGCUCUCUCUCUCUCUC
Messenger RNA from Chrysemys picta bellii (western painted turtle), 994 nucleotides. RefSeq names its product PLAC8 like 1 (gene PLAC8L1). The record is from RefSeq and is a predicted model, not a curated record. Lineage: Eukaryota; Metazoa; Chordata; Testudines; Emydidae.